This is a messenger RNA of Triplophysa dalaica, 1911 nucleotides long. RefSeq lists its product as uncharacterized. Lineage: Eukaryota; Metazoa; Chordata; Actinopteri; Cypriniformes; Nemacheilidae. The transcript is spliced from 11 exons. The coding region runs from base 126 to 1706 and encodes 526 amino acids. The record is from RefSeq and is a predicted model, not a curated record.
GAAUGGUUGACCUAAAGCUUACUUCCAAGAUCGGAUAGCCUUUUUUCAUACAUAUGUACACAAAAAGCAGGCACUAACCCACAGGCACGUUAGGAAGUUCAGCUUAUCAGGGUGUGGAGGAGGAAAUGGUGGAACGUUUACUGGCACCGCCAACAACAGGAAGGACUCAUAAAAGAGAACUUAUGGCAUACUGUGACGCACCAGAUAUGCAUGAACAUCUUCAGUGUUCUGUCUGUCUGGAUGUGUUCAAUGAUCCGGUCACUACUCCAUGUGGACACAACUUCUGUAAGACCUGCCUGACGGCAUGCUGGGUACAGAGUCAGGAUUACAGAUGUCCAUACUGUAAAGGAACUUUCAUCCAGAGUCCUGAUCUGAAGUUCAAUGUUACGCUUAAAGCGAUUGUGCAACUGUUUGAGAAAAACCCAGAAGGCCUGUCUACUGCUGGUGAGCCAUUGUCAGAAGAGCUGCAGUGCUCUAUUUGUCUGGAUGUGGUUGACAAUCCUGUCACAACUCCAUGUGGACACAGCUUCUGUGACACUUGCCUGAAAAAGUGCUGGGAUAACAAUCAGAACUGCACCUGUCCAGUUUGUAAAGAAACAUUCAACAAAAGGCCUCAUCUAAAGUGUAACACGGGUCUUAAAGCGAUUGUAAAACUCUUUGAAAAAAACUCAGGCUACAAGAGGGAAAAAGUAAUGACGGAAUACUCACCACCACAAGAAAGGGAAGACCAAGAAGAGACACUGGUGAAACCUUCUGUCAUGGCGUCCUCUACUGAUAUCCUGUUUAAAGACCUUCAGUGCUCUGUUGACCCAGAUCUGUUCAAUAAUCCACUUAUUGCAUGUGCUUGUGGGCACAACUUUAAGACCUGUCUGUUGGAAAUCAGUCAGGAUUGCGAUUGUCCUUACUGUAAAGAAAACAUCAGUGAGAUCGUUGAUCUUAGGGAGAUGGUGCAGUUUUGGCCUCAUUCUGAAAUCUGUAGGUGUCAGAGCUCUGAGGCUAAACCUGGACUUUAUGAGAAAGUCCUAAAUAUAAAGCAAGUCAUAAUGAUUGAACUUUCAGAGAAUAUAAAUCGCAAUAUAUGCAAAAAACAUGAGGCUAUCCUGGAGCUGUUCUGUAGAGGAAGAGCUGACAAUGAGAAACAUAAGAGAAACCUGGAGCUGUUCUCUAAAGAUUUCCAGACAUGUGUGUAUCUGUUCUGCACUGAGGGAGAUCACAGAGCUCAUAACACUCUUCCUGUUGAAAGUGCAGAGAUUAUGACCCACACACAUGUGCAGCACAUCAUCCAGGUGAAGAAAAUAAAAGAAAUCAAACACUCAGUUGAACCGAGCAAAGGAGUGGAGCAAAAAAUGUCUGAAUGUUUACCAGGACCGCCAACAACAGGAAGAAAGCGUAGAAGAGAAAGUAUUGAUAUACCUCCAUUUAUGGCUUCCUGUGAGGCACCAGUGCAUGAACAUCUUCAGUUUUCUGUCUGUCUGAAUGUGUUUAAUGAUCCGGUCACUAAUCCAUAUGGACACAACCUCUGUAAGACCUGCCUGACUGUAUGCUGGGAACACAGCCAGGAGUACAGAUGUCCAUCUUUCCUCCCGAGACCUGAUCUGAAGUUCAAUGUUGUACUUAAAGAGAUUGUACAACUCUUCAAGAAAAACCAAGAAGGCCUGCCUGAUGCUGAAAGCACUCCCCGAGCACUGGGUGAACCACACAGUUAAAUUACUUCCACUAUAUCUUUCAUUAUCUUGGAUCUAUACUGAACUGUCCUCUGUAGUCAAAUUAUUUUUUUUGCUUGCCCACAAAACCAAAUAAUCAUGUAAUAAUAUUUAAUCAUCCUUUUAACCAUAGACCUAUAACCACCUUAGAUUAUUUAGAGUAAAUUGUGUUUAAAGACUUUACUUUAUUAAAACUACCUAUAUCUAA